AAAGUAUAUCCCAAGCCAGAUCUUGUCUCCUGUCUGGAAGAAGGCAAAGACCCCUUUGACCAGGGCUCUGUGGAAGGGGAAACACCUGCAGAUAAUGGAAAAGAGAAUAAGAAUUAUGAGGAACCAAAUGUGGCGUCAUGGAAAAUUAUGGAGUUUUUCAUGGAAAAAGAGGAGUUUGGAAGUCAGAAGGGACUGUGGGAGAAAAGGAAAAAUCAGAUGAGAAAUGGGAAGAAAAAGUCCUUUGGCUCUCAGGGAGCUGAUCAGGGGUUUUCUUGUGGUGACAGUUUACAUUCACACCAAAGAUCCCACACAGAAGAGAAAUCAUAUAAACGCAUGGAAUGUGGGGAAAGCUUUAGUAACAGUAGAAAUCUACAUUCACAUUGGACAAUUCAAACAGGGGAGAAACCGUAUAAAUGUAUGGAAUGUGGAAAGACUUUCAGUUGGAAUACAAAAUUACAUCUUCAUCAUAGAACGCAUACAGGGGAGAAACCCUAUAAAUGCAUGGAAUGUGGAAAGAGUUUUUCUCGUGGUGACAGUUUACAUUCACACCAAAGAUCUCACACAGGAGAGAAACCAUAUAAAUGCAUGGAAUGUGGAAGAAGCUUUAGUAGCAGUAGAAAUCUACAUGCACAUCAGAGAAUUCACACAGGGGAGAAACCAUAUAAAUGUAUAGAAUGUGGAAAGAUCUUCUCUCAUAAUCGUUCUCUACGUUCACAUCAAAUGACACAUACUGGGGAGAAACCAUAUAAAUGUAUGGAAUGUGGAAAGAGCUUCAGUCGGAAUGAAACGCUACAUAAACAUCAAAGAAUCCACACAGGGGAGAAACCUUAUAAAUGCAUGGAAUGUGGAAAAAGCUUCUCUCGUAGUGACAGUUUAUAUUCACAUCAAAUAACUCACAGGGGGGAGAAAGCAUAUAAAUGCAUGGAAUGUGGAAAGAGCUUCUCUCACAGUUCAGGUCUACGCUCACAUCAAAGAAGUCACACAGGAGAGAGACCAUAUAAAUGCAUGGAAUGUGGAAAGAGCUUCUCUCAGAAAGAAUCAAAUUCGAAGCGGUUGAAAUAA
Molecule: messenger RNA, 1062 nt
Organism: Sceloporus undulatus (fence lizard)
Lineage: Eukaryota; Metazoa; Chordata; Lepidosauria; Squamata; Phrynosomatidae
Product: gastrula zinc finger protein XlCGF7.1-like
Exons: 3
Coding region: 148-1062 (304 amino acids)
Biological process (GO): regulation of immune system process; regulation of cytokine production; negative regulation of transcription by RNA polymerase II
Source: RefSeq, a predicted model, not a curated record